UUCUAGCAACUCCACACCCGAAACUCCAAGUAUCCAAAAUGGAUUUAGUUCUAAAUUUCCAAAAUGUGACAACAAUAGGAUUUCUUUCUCUAACAUUCCUAGUUUUUUUAAUAUUCCAUUUCUGUCCUUCCAAAGUUGGUAAUAAGGGUAGAGAACCUCCUAUGGCUUCAGGUGCAUGGCCAAUACUAGGUCACCUCUUAGUAUUGGCUGGUUCCAAAACACCUCAUAAAACAUUAGGCACCAUGGCUAACAAAUAUGGACCCUUAUUCACCAUAAAACUUGGUUCAAAAUGUGCUUUGGUACUUAGUAAUUGGGAAAUGGCCAAAGAAUGUUACACCAUAAAUGACCUUGUUGUUUCCUCUCGUUCUAAACUUGUUGCAAUUGAACAUAUAGCUUAUAAUCAAGCUAGCUUUGGAUUUGCACCUUAUGGUCCUUUUUGGCGCGAAAUGCGUAAAAUUGUUACUAUGUUUCUUUCGAAUCGUCGAAUGGAACUACUAAGCCAUGUUCGUGUUAUCGAAGUUAAAACUUCGAUUAAAGAACUUUUCCAUGUUUGGUCUAGUUCAAAGAAUGAUUCUGGCUACUUGUUGGUGGAGAUGAAGCAGUGGUUCACCCAGUUGGUGUUCAAUAUAGUUUUCCAAACUAUGGCUGGGAAGAGAUUAUUUGGUGGCACAUCCAUGAUAAAGGAGAAAGAAGCAGAAAAAAUUGUAAAAGCAUUGAGAGAAUUUAUGCAUAUGUUAGGGGUGUGUACAGUAGCUGAUGCUGUUCCUAUUCUAAGAUGGAUGAAAUUGGGUGUAAAAGCAAUGAAAGAAACUGCAAAAGAAUUGGACAUAGUCUUAGAUGAGUGGUUAGUGGAACAUCACAAAAUGAGGGGUAAUUUGGGUCAAAAAGUUGAAAAAGACCAAGAUUUUAUGGAUACGAUGAUUUCAAUGCUUGAUGGUGUUACAAUCGAUGGUUUUGAUGCUGAUACUAUAAACAAAGCCACAACAUUGGCAUUAAUAUUGGGAGCAACUGAUACAAGCACAGUUACCCUAACAUGGGUAGUUUGUUUUUUAUUGAGAAAUCCUCUUGUAUUAAAAAAAGUAAAAGAAGAACUCAAAAUCCAAAUUGGAGAAAAAAGAUUCAUAAAUGAAUCCGAUAUAAAUAAAUUGGUAUAUCUUCAAGCAAUAGUCAAAGAAACACUAAGAUUAUAUCCACCUGGUCCUCUUUCAGCACCUCGUGAAUUCACAGAAGACUGCAAUUUAGGUGGUUAUCAUAUAAAAAAAGGAACACGAUUAAUCACAAACCUUUGGAAAAUUCACACUGAUCCAAGUAUUUGGCCAAAUCCGUUGGAGUUCAAGCCAGAAAGAUUUCUUACUACUCACAAAGAUAUUGAUGUCAAGGGUCAAGAUUUUGAGUUGUUACCAUUUGGAAGUGGUAGAAGGAUAUGUCCAGGAAUAUCAUUUGGACUUCAUAUGAUUUAUUUAAUUUUGGCUAAUUUUUUACACUCAUUUGAAAUCUCAAAUGGAUCUAGUGAACCGGUUGAUAUGACCGAAAACCUUGGAAUGACAAACGAAAAAGCUACCCCUCUUGAGAUUUUAGUUAAACCAUGUUUCUCUUUCUCUCCUAAGUAUUAUGAAACCAUGUGAGGACAAAAUUAGAAAAUAGUUCCCAAUAAAUUAGUCCAAGCCUUUCUUUCGAAAGGGCAAAAAGUUAAAUGAUAUGAGAGUUUGGUGUGAAAUUUGAAAGUGUAAUGUUAAUUACUUUUAUUGAGAAUAUUUGGCCAAAGCUUAAUAAUAAUGUUAAAUACUUUAGUUUUUAUUUAUUAAAGUCAUAGUUUGUGAUGUUGU
Molecule: messenger RNA, 1826 nt
Organism: Cicer arietinum (chickpea)
Lineage: Eukaryota; Viridiplantae; Streptophyta; Magnoliopsida; Fabales; Fabaceae
Product: cytochrome P450 82A3-like
Molecular function (GO): iron ion binding; oxidoreductase activity, acting on paired donors, with incorporation or reduction of molecular oxygen; heme binding
Source: RefSeq, a predicted model, not a curated record